AUACCAAUGAAGCUGUGUGUGAUUCUGUUGAUAAUCUUGCCAAUGACAUAUUUUUAGAUGCCCUUGAUGAUGAUGAAUUAUUGCAGGUAGGAUUUAUCAAUUUCUUUGUUUAGGGAGUUCUAAUCUAAAAUUCAGAUAUGGUUGUCUACUAGAGGCUUCAUAUAAAUCAUAGUUAUUAUAAAUUUCAGAGUAUUGAUGUAGACCAAAUAGUUAUGGAACACUAUCAAGUAACUGGCACACCAGAAGGUUCUGUAUCUAAAUAGGCACCUUUCACUCCAGUCUCUAGAAGUUACAUAGGAUGCCCUCGUGAAGACGCAUUGCCACUAAAACUCAUUACUGUCUCAACUGAACUUCUUGAUAAUGCUUCUGAGCUUAGUCCUGAACACUGCAAAAAUCUUAAUCAGGAGCGUUUACAUCUCAAAAAUAAGAUUCAGCAUCUUGAGAAAGACCUUUCCCUUUCAAAUCAAGAUGAAGAAAGACAGAGAUCAUCUUUCACGGCAUCAACAACUACUUCAAGGAAUUUUCAACUUGAGAGGCCCUCAAGUAUGACAGAUCCUAUCAACUUUAACUCCCAGGCUUACAUAAGAAAUGAACCAGGAGAUACUAUGACUUGGAGCUCACCUACUCCAUCCUGUUAUGCAAACCAGUUUGGGACUACAUCUGCAGAAAGACAAGUAUUUACUCCAAAGCUUCUUGACAUUAAUUACAUUGAAGGAUCUGGAGAUAAAAAAUGGAAAAGUUUAGACUUUCCAUGGACAAAGAAACUUGAGGCUAACAACAGAAAAGUGUUCGGUAAUCACUCAUUUCACCCCAAUCAAAGAGAGGUGAUCAAUGCUACAAUGAGUGGUUGUGAUGUCUUUGUUUUAAUGCCAACUGGUGGUGGAAAGAGUUUGACAUACCAGGCAAACAUUCCUGCUACUUAUCUUGGUGCCAAUAUUGAAUGGGCUGAACAACAGGAUAUUUUUCGGGAAGUGAUGUCUGAUGUUUGCAAAUACAAAUUGCAGUAUGUCACUCCAGAAAAAAUUGCAAAUUGCAGCUAUGGUGACAUCCAAGGUAGGGAAAUGCUAUGCAUUUACUGGCUUUGAAGCACUGAAGGAGUUGUUCCUUUUGAG
This is a messenger RNA of Zingiber officinale, 1112 nucleotides long. Its product is annotated as ATP-dependent DNA helicase Q-like 4A. The transcript has 5 exons. Gene Ontology annotation, biological process: double-strand break repair via homologous recombination. Bases 546 to 1085 code for a protein of 179 amino acids. The record is from RefSeq and is a predicted model, not a curated record. Gene Ontology annotation, cellular component: cytoplasm; chromosome; nucleus. Lineage: Eukaryota; Viridiplantae; Streptophyta; Magnoliopsida; Zingiberales; Zingiberaceae. Gene Ontology annotation, molecular function: four-way junction helicase activity; ATP binding; nucleic acid binding.